Carlito syrichta (Philippine tarsier) is the source of this 3881-nucleotide messenger RNA. RefSeq names its product phospholipid-transporting ATPase IB. Gene Ontology annotation, biological process: neuron development; phospholipid translocation. The transcript is spliced from 36 exons. Gene Ontology annotation, cellular component: plasma membrane. The coding region runs from base 123 to 3569 and encodes 1148 amino acids. The record is from RefSeq and is a predicted model, not a curated record. Lineage: Eukaryota; Metazoa; Chordata; Mammalia; Primates; Tarsiidae. Gene Ontology annotation, molecular function: magnesium ion binding; ATP hydrolysis activity; ATPase-coupled intramembrane lipid carrier activity.
CGGCCCGCGUUCGCCGCCUCCUGCCUGGCGGCUGACUUCUUUGUGUUUUUCUCUCUGCCCUGCGCCCUGUCUCUGCAGGACCCGUUCGUUCUUCUUCGGGCUACAAGAAGGCAGAGGAUGAGAUGUCCCGGGCCACGUCUGUUGGAGACCAGCUGGAGGCACCAGCCCGCACCAUUUACCUCAACCAACCGCAUCUCAACAAAUUCCGUGGCAACCAGAUCAGUACGGCCAAGUACAGCGUGUUGACAUUUCUACCUCGAUUCUUGUAUGAGCAGAUUAGAAGAGCUGCUAAUGCCUUCUUCCUCUUCAUUGCCUUACUACAGCAAAUUCCAGAUGUAUCACCAACAGGAAGAUAUACCACCCUGGUGCCAUUGAUCAUUAUUUUAACAAUUGCAGGCAUCAAAGAGAUUGUAGAAGAUUUUAAGCGACAUAAGGCAGAUAAUGCAGUUAACAAAAAGAAAACAAUAGUGUUAAGAAAUGGUAUGUGGCAUACCAUUGUGUGGAAAGAGGUGGCUGUGGGAGACAUUGUGAAGGUCGUCAAUGGCCAGUACCUUCCAGCAGAUGUGGUCCUGCUGUCCUCCAGUGAACCUCAGGCGAUGUGUUACGUCGAAACAGCCAACCUAGAUGGGGAGACGAACCUUAAAAUACGUCAGGGUUUGAGUCACACUGCUGACAUGCAGACCCGGGAGGUUCUGAUGAAGUUAUCGGGAACUAUAGAAUGUGAAGGGCCCAAUCGCCAUCUCUACGAUUUCACUGGAAACUUGAACUUAGAUGGGAAAAGCCCUGUUGCCCUUGGGCCUGACCAGAUCUUAUUAAGAGGAACACAGCUUAGAAACACCCAGUGGGUCUUUGGCAUAGUUGUUUAUACUGGACAUGACACCAAACUCAUGCAGAACUCAACCAAAGCGCCUCUCAAAAGAUCGAACGUCGAGAAGGUGACCAACGUGCAGAUCCUGGUGUUGUUUGGAAUCCUUCUGGUCAUGGCCUUGGUGAGCUCGGUGGGGGCCUUGUAUUGGAACAGGUCCCAAGGUGGAAAGAACUGGUACAUCAAGAAGAUGGACACGAGCUCGGAUAACUUUGGAUACAACCUGUUGACGUUCAUUAUCCUAUACAACAACCUUAUUCCCAUCAGUCUGUUGGUGACUCUGGAGGUUGUGAAAUACACUCAAGCCCUUUUCAUCAACUGGGACACAGAUAUGUAUUAUAUAGGAAAUGACACGCCUGCAAUGGCCAGGACGUCAAACCUUAAUGAAGAGCUUGGGCAGGUAAAAUAUCUAUUUUCUGACAAGACUGGGACUCUAACGUGCAAUAUCAUGAAUUUCAAGAAGUGUAGCAUUGCCGGAGUGACCUAUGGUCAUUUCCCAGAACUGACAAGAGAGCCAUCUUCAGAUGACUUCUGUCGGAUGCCUCCUCCCCCUAGUGACUCAUGUGACUUUGAUGACCCUCGGCUGCUGAAGAACAUUGAGGAUCACCAUCCCACGGCGCCCUGCAUCCAGGAGUUCCUCACCCUCCUGGCCGUGUGCCACACUGUUGUCCCCGAGAAAGAUGGCGAGAACAUCAUCUACCAAGCCUCCUCUCCAGAUGAAGCUGCUUUGGUGAAGGGUGCUAAAAAGCUGGGCUUUGUCUUCACAGCCAGGACGCCCUACUCAGUCAUUAUAGAAGCGAUGGGACAGGAACAGACCUUUGGAAUCCUUAAUGUCCUGGAAUUUUCUAGUAACAGAAAAAGAAUGUCUGUAAUUGUUCGAACUCCUUCAGGACAGCUUCGACUCUACUGCAAAGGCGCUGAUAAUGUAAUUUUUGAGAGACUUUCAAAAGACUCAAAGUACAUGGAAGAAACCUUAUGCCAUCUGGAAUAUUUUGCCACGGAAGGCUUGCGGACCCUCUGCGUGGCUUAUGCCGACCUCUCUGAGAACGAUUAUGAAGAGUGGCUGAAAGUCUAUCAGGAAGCCAGCACCAUCCUGAAAGACAGAGCCCAACGGCUGGAAGAGUGUUACGAGAUCAUUGAGAAGAAUUUGCUGUUACUCGGAGCCACGGCCAUAGAAGAUCGACUUCAGGCAGGAGUUCCGGAGACCAUUGCGACCCUGCUGAAGGCAGAAAUUAAAAUAUGGGUGUUGACAGGAGACAAGCAAGAGACUGCAAUUAAUAUAGGGUAUUCCUGCCGACUGGUGUCCCAGAAUAUGGCCCUCAUCUUAUUGAAGGAGGAUUCUCUGGAUGCCACAAGGGCAGCCAUCACUCAGCACUGCACUGACCUUGGGAAUCUGCUGGGCAAGGAGAACGACGUGGCCCUCAUCAUCGACGGCCACACGCUCAAGUAUGCACUGUCCUUCGAGGUCCGCAGGAGCUUCCUGGACCUGGCACUGUCCUGCAAGGCGGUCAUCUGCUGCAGGGUAUCUCCUCUGCAGAAGUCUGAGAUCGUGGACGUGGUGAAGAAGAGGGUGAAGGCCAUCACCCUCGCCAUUGGGGACGGCGCCAAUGAUGUUGGGAUGAUCCAGACGGCUCACGUGGGUGUGGGCAUCAGUGGAAAUGAGGGCAUGCAGGCCACCAACAACUCGGACUACGCCAUUGCACAGUUUUCCUACUUGGAGAAGCUUCUGCUGGUCCACGGGGCGUGGAGCUACAAUCGGGUGACCAAGUGCAUCCUGUACUGCUUCUACAAGAACGUGGUCUUGUACAUCAUCGAGCUUUGGUUCGCCUUUGUUAAUGGAUUUUCUGGGCAGAUCCUGUUUGAACGCUGGUGCAUCGGCCUGUACAAUGUGAUUUUCACCGCUCUGCCACCCUUCACUCUGGGGAUCUUCGAGAGGUCUUGCACUCAGGAGAGCAUGCUCAGGUUUCCACAGCUCUACAAGAUCACCCAGAAUGCUGAAGGCUUCAACACAAAGGUUUUCUGGGGUCACUGCAUCAACGCCUUGGUCCACUCCCUCAUCCUCUUCUGGUUUCCCAUGAAAGCACUGGAGCAUGAUACUGCGCUGGCCAGUGGUCAUGCCACCGACUAUUUAUUUGUUGGGAACAUUGUUUACACAUAUGUUGUUGUUACCGUUUGUCUGAAAGCCGGUUUAGAGACCACAGCUUGGACUAAAUUCAGUCACCUGGCUGUCUGGGGAAGCAUGCUUAUCUGGCUGGUGUUUUUUGGCAUCUACUCAACCAUCUGGCCCACCAUCCCCAUCGCUCCAGACAUGAGAGGACAGGCAACGAUGGUCCUGAGCUCCGCACACUUCUGGCUGGGGUUAUUUCUGGUUCCUGCAGCCUGUCUGAUCGAGGACGUGGCAUGGAGAGCGGCGAAGCACACCUGCAAAAAGUCGCUGCUGGAGGAGGUGCAGGAGCUGGAAACCAAGUCCCGAGUCCUGGGAAAAGCCAUGCUGAGGGACAGCAAUGGAAAGAGGCUGAAUGAGCGGGACCGCCUGAUCAAGAGACUCAGCAGGAAGACGCCCCCCACCCUCUUCCGCGGCAGCUCCAUCCAGCAGGGUGUCCCACAUGGGUACGCUUUUUCUCAAGAAGAGCACGGAGCUGUUUCUCAAGAAGAAAUCGUCCGAGCUUACGACACCACCAAAAAGAAAUCGCGGAAGAAAUAAGGCGCGUCUUCUCAACUGAUCGUAGGAAAGAGAUUCGAUUUGUUGCACCCAGUGUUAACAGGUCUUUUUCAGCAGAGACUGGCGUCGCAGCCAGAACACCGGAAAACACAUUUCUGUGGCCUUAGCCAAGCCGUUUGUUAGUUCCAUAUUCCCUCGCAAGCCCGGAGGACAGGCCGCAGGGACGCCGUCUUUCCCUCCCAUCCCACCAAGUCUGCAGUGCUUAGCCUAACUCUUGUUUCCGUUGUUACGAAGCAUUCAACUGUGCUCUGUGAGGUGUGAAAUUAAAAACAUUAUGUUUCACCAGUAUUUAAA